CCUCUUCAUAAAAAUAUACGGAGUAGCUUUAAGCGCAUUGUCUUGCUGCUCCGCCCCAAUCAUGAAGAAGAAACAAAGGUCUACCGCCGUCGAAGCGGCGUCAGUCUCCCCAACCGGUGCUGACCUAAAAGCCCUCAUCCGGUCCAAUAGCAUCUUCUUCGACAAUCUCGUAAAUCUGAUCCCACCCAAAUACUACCUCCCAAGCGAGGAGGACUCCAAGCCAUGGUACCCAGGCUUGUCCAAAGCGAAAAAGGCAUCUCUUAAACGGCAGUCUAGGGAGAACAUCAAACUCGCCCGUCGCAACCGACUCGACCCGGAACAGAAGAGUGCGCAAUCUUCAACUCUCGACCUCCUCAAAGAAUCCAUCGACAAGCAGAAGAAUGCGGACGAUUCGGACAACGAAAAACCUGUCAAUUUGGGCGAAGAUGAUAAAAAGGAGAAUACGGAUGACCGUUCUGUCACAUAUGAAGAGUUGCGGCUGAGGCUCCGAAGGAAAAUCGAGGCCCUUCGAGGUAAUAGAGGUACAGGUGAGAGAUCUAAGAGGAAAAUGGAUGUCGAGGAUGGAAGUUUUGUGAAGUCAGAAGGGAAGAAGCGAAAAAGGGACGGUGACAAAGAAGACAAUACUGAAAAGACUGGCAGCGGUGUAGCUGAUUCCGGAGCCGUUCUGAGUGAAAUUGAAUACGGGAAAGUAAAGAUUGGGGACGAUGAGAAGCAGGGAAAGAGGAAGAAGAAGAAAAAGAUACCGAAAGAGAAAGAGCUGGAGAGGUUGAAGAAAUUGGAAGAGGUUAAGAAGGAGAACCCAAAGGUGGCAGAGAAAGAGUCAUGGAAAGCUGCAGCGGAAAGGGCAAUGGGGAUGAAGGUUCACAAUGAUCCAAAGCUUUUGAAGGAGAGCAUGAAGAAGGAGAAGAAGAGAAAAGAGAAGAGCACUGAAAAAUGGAAGGAAAGGGUAGAAAGUAGAGAGAAGUUGAAGGAAGAGAGACAACAUAAGAGAAAGGAGAACAUUUCAGGGAGAAUCCAGGAUAAGAAGUCUAGGAAAAUAGCUAAAAGAGAGAAGAAGCUCAUGAGGCCUGGAUUUGAGGGGCGAAAGGAGGGAUUUAUCACUGAGAGUUGAAGUUAAUGUGCCUAUCUAGCAUGUAUUGUGGUAUAAUAGCUUCAUGCUUUAUCUUCGUUAUGAACUCUGCUUGUGCUAUUAUGCAAUUUAGUUUUAAAAAUUUUGAUGAGGAAAAAGUACGAAAAUUGGUGCAAAAGGCUCUAAUGUUUUCUCUUGGCUCUCAAUAUUUUUUCAAGAUUUUUAUGUUUUCUUCUCAGAAAAGACAUUUUAUUUUAUUGUAGCAUUUCCCCUUUAAGAAUAUGGGCUUUCUUUUCAGGAAGAGGCAUUUGGUGUCUGGUUUGUCCUGGUAACAUUGAGAAAAUGAUGAGUGAUACUUGCUUCUUGUUUAUUUUGGACAUGAACUUUGUGUGGGGGUAAUUAUCGUUUUUGCAUUUCAGUUUUAAAUCAUGAUAAAAUUAUAAUGCCCGUAAGGUGCUAAAAUUGUUGCUCUAGGUACACUCACUUCUUAGUUCUUUGAGUUCAAGGUUUGAAUGUUUUUAAUUAGUUUGUGUAUGGUAUACCGUGUAGUCAGAUAUUUGAGUAUGGUGUUUUCUUUCUUUUGGUGUGUUCCAUUUGGUUUUGGUUUGUCCAGCAAAAAGCAGGGUGAUGAGGUAAUUUCAUUGUAGUAUUUCUUCGUUUUACUUAUUUAAGAGCUGUCUAAUGGCAUGUUACUUUAUGUGCUUUCUUAACAUUUUUUCUGGAGCCAUUAAGCAUGUAAUUGAUUUGUCUGUGAGCAGUGUUUUUAUGGAUUGAACUAUUGAAGGGUAAAAGGAGGACAUGAGUACUCAUGAGUCAUGGUGGAGGUUAAUGUGUGAGCUUUGUGGUCUUUAUUGAAUAGCUUCAUGUUUAUUUAGGUUGGAUAUGAGCUGUGCCUUAUGUUGAAUAUUAUGCCUUUGUUUUCAUUUUUUUGAGUUUCUAGACUUGAAUGUGGUCCCAUAGACGGACCUACAUUAGGUCUAUGGUGUGCUGAAGGUAUGGAAACAUUAUUUGUUCUGAAAACUUUAAACGUAAACUUUCUUUUUUCCCAUUUAGAGCACCCUCUAUUUCUUUGUGCUAUAGUAUAACCACUCUUCAGACAACAUGAAUUCAGAAA
This is a messenger RNA of Cuscuta europaea, 2183 nucleotides long. The record is from the annotation of a GenBank genome assembly. NCBI's taxonomy places the organism in Eukaryota, Viridiplantae, Streptophyta, Magnoliopsida, Solanales, Convolvulaceae.